Molecule: messenger RNA, 708 nt
Organism: Saccostrea cuccullata (small rock oyster)
Lineage: Eukaryota; Metazoa; Mollusca; Bivalvia; Ostreida; Ostreidae
Product: protein ERGIC-53-like
Exons: 7
Coding region: 1-708 (235 amino acids)
Biological process (GO): endoplasmic reticulum to Golgi vesicle-mediated transport
Cellular component (GO): endoplasmic reticulum membrane; COPII-coated ER to Golgi transport vesicle; Golgi membrane
Molecular function (GO): D-mannose binding
Source: RefSeq, a predicted model, not a curated record
AUGUGGCCCCAAGUGAUUCUUGUGUGUUUUUUCAUAAAUCUAGCAUAUGGGUUGCAGCAAGCGGUCAGUUUUGAAUACAAAUACAGCUUUAAAGGCCCCCAUUUGACCCAGAGCAACAAAAGCAUCCCAUUCUGGGAUUACGGAGGAGAUGCUAUCGCGUUCGAUGAUUAUAUCAGAUUAACUCCCCAUAGAAGGAACAAAAGAGGUUGGGUCUUGAGCACUCUAAAAACAAGCUUUAACCAGUGGUUUGUGGAAUGUGUUUUCAAAGUCACAGGACGGGGUCGUGUCGGUGCACAUGGACUGGCUGUGUGGUUUACAGAGGACAAAGGUCAGGUCGGACCAGUUUUUGAGAACCAGGUUAUGUGGAGGGGACUGGGUGUGUUUAUGGACUCCUCUGAUAAUGAUGGACAGCAUAACAAUCCAUACAUUAUGGCAAUGGUUAACGGCGGAACACAACAGUAUGACCACCAGAGUGAUGGUUCCCAGCAACAGCUUGGUGGAUGUCUACGUGAUUUCAGAAACAAACCGUACCCAAUCAGAGUGAAGAUAGAGUACUACAGUAAAAUCCUUACAGUAUUUGUGAACAAUGGUCUGACCAAUAACAAGGAUGACUUUGAGCUGUGUCUGAGACAGGAGAAUGUUAAUCUACCAGACAGUGGCUACUUUGGUAUAAGUGCUGCUACUAGUAGACUCGCAGGUAAUCAUUAA